AUGUCGACUUCGAUCCUCUCAAGUCCCUACGCUGCUGCGCUAGGCGCCUGCAUUUUCUUCUAUUUCGUCGUAUACCCAGUUGUUGUUUACUUCCGCGAUGUUAAUGGUCUUCGUCGAUACCCCAAUUUUCAUCCUCUUGCUGGAAUUUCCAACGUUCCUUUCAUGGUUCUUGCCCACACCGGCGCACGGUCUACCUACCUUGAGAAGCUGCACCGCAAGCAUCCAGUGCUUCGAACUGGGCCCAACUCACUGUCGUAUGGCGACCUCCGUGCAAUCAAGGAUAUUUACGGUCACAACACACUUUGCACCAAGGACGGCGCUUAUGUGAUCACCGCCGGAUCCCACUACCAUCUUGCCGAUGUUGUCGACAAGCAUGACCACGCUCGCAAGCGCAAGACACUCAGCUCCGCAUAUGCGAUCAAGAACCUCGAGGGUUGGGAACACAAGGUUGCCGACAAGACACAAAGGCUGAUCAAGCACAUCGACACAUGCUGCACUGCGCCCCUGGCCCGCGGUGCACUUCCCAAGCCCGAAGAUUUUAACCUCGACUACCGCAAGUGGACCAAUCUUUUCACCCUUGAUGCCAUCGCCGACAUUGGACUUUCUGAGAAGCUCGGGUUCCUCGAUCAAGGAACCAGUAUGGUGACCGGACGCAAGACUGACGGCACCACAUAUCAGUGUGACCUUCGACCUGCUCUUUACCAGACUGCUCGCAAGCAAUCCCUUCUGAUCUGGCCCUACCAGUGGUACUUGAUCAUCAACAAGGUCGUCAACGUCCUCCCAUUUUACCGCCGCAUGGACAACUAUGCCAAGGAGUGGGACGGUAUUCCAAACGAAUUGGCGUACCGACGUCUGCAACGAUACCGUGCCGGUGAGAAGUCCGAUGACUUCUUCCAGGCCCUGAUGGAGGACAAGAACGGAUCGCCAAACAACCUCGAGUGGGGUGAGAUUGUCGCCGAAGUCAGCAUUAUGAUGAAUGCCGGCUCAGCAACAACCGCUAUUGCCAUCGCGAACGCAACAUUGCAGUUGAUAAAGCAUCCCGGAUGCAUGAAGAAGCUGAGGGAGGAGAUUGACGCCGCGCUCCAGGACAAUGAGGAUAUCGAUGAGACCGGGGUUAUCGCCUACGAUACCGUCAAGCAUCUACCAUACCUGCGCGCCUGUCUCGACGAAUCGCUCCGACUCUUCACACCCACACCUCAUGGCCUUCCCCGCGAGACACCCGCGGACGGUGCAAACAUCCUUGGCGACUAUAUCCCUGGCGGCGUAUCCGUCGCAAUGUCAGCCCAUGUCGCGCACAGACAGGAGUCUGUCUUCCCGCAAGCUGAUCAGUACGUUCCGGAGCGAUGGCUAGGUGAGGAGGGCAAGGCCUUGCAACCUUACUUCCUUUCUUUCUCGGCUGGCGCACGUGGCUGCAUCGGCCGCAACAUCUCGUACCUCGAACAGAGCGUUGUGUUGGCAAGUCUCCUGCGGAGGUACGAUUUCGCAUUGAAGACUCCAGACUGGGACAUCGAGCGGUUGGAGACGAUGAACUGGAUCUUGGGUGAGAUGCCGGUGAAGGUCUGGAGGAGGGAGAGAAAAUCAGCGUUGAGCAGCUAGCCGGAAGGCGCUCUCUAUGUCUUGUUUAGCGUUUCCUUGUCGCAAUCGCAUUUUCUGCUCAGCAUUUCUGCAGGACACGUGUUGAGAUGGAUCAAUGAAUCUUUAGGACUUCAACAUCGAGUUGCGACUGUUCGUGAAAGCUGUGCGUACGCGCAUGAUGAGAGCCCAGACGCUAGC
Molecule: messenger RNA, 1773 nt
Organism: Macroventuria anomochaeta
Lineage: Eukaryota; Fungi; Ascomycota; Dothideomycetes; Pleosporales; Didymellaceae
Product: benzoate 4-monooxygenase cytochrome P450
Exons: 2
Coding region: 1-1596 (531 amino acids)
Molecular function (GO): monooxygenase activity; heme binding; oxidoreductase activity, acting on paired donors, with incorporation or reduction of molecular oxygen
Source: RefSeq, a predicted model, not a curated record